Messenger RNA from Cokeromyces recurvatus, 3156 nucleotides. RefSeq names its product SNF2 family N-terminal domain-containing protein. Lineage: Eukaryota; Fungi; Mucoromycota; Mucoromycetes; Mucorales; Mucoraceae. Gene Ontology annotation, molecular function: hydrolase activity, acting on acid anhydrides, in phosphorus-containing anhydrides; nucleic acid binding; ATP-dependent chromatin remodeler activity. The record is from RefSeq and is a predicted model, not a curated record. Bases 1 to 3156 code for a protein of 1051 amino acids. The transcript has 7 exons.
AUGUCAAAUAUUAAACGUCCUAGAGAUGAGGCCUCUAUUGAAUCUUUAAGAAGUAUUUUAGGCGACGUUUCUAUAAACGUUCUUGAAAACCUUUUACAUCGCUCUAACAAUAAUGUUGAAUUAGCUAUCAAUCUCUAUUUUACAGAGCCUCAACAACAACAGCAAUCUUCUUCAACAAAUACUUUAUUGACUACAAAACCAAGUAAACCAAAAGAAUUAAAAUAUUAUAUUGGUGACCUAGUCAUAACAGGUUGGUCAUUAUAUAAAGGGAAAAGUCCAGUAAAAGAAGGAGAUGUGAUUACAAUUGUUAGAGAUAAUACAGCUGGUUUAGGGAAAAAAAAUGGGAAUCAGAUUGUUCGUUUUACAGCUAAUGGAAGAGAAUUAGGUCGAUUACCUAGAGAUGUAGCCAAUUACAUGUCGAUCCUGUUAGAUCAACAACUUUGUCUUUUUGAAGGUACUAUCGUCUGGUGUCCUCCAAUAUUACAAAUUGGUGAAGAUAUGAUUCUAUUGAUCAAAUGUUAUCUAUUACCUACGGCUAUGCAAAGUAUGAAUUCUCCCACAACUCAAACAAAAAAGUUAAAGCAAAAAAAUAGCACUACAAUUCAUGAUAUAUCCCAAUCGAGGAAAUUAGCCCUACUACGAAUGUUUCGACAAUUAGGAUUAAAGCCUGUACGUUCUUCUAUUCAAAGAAUAAAUGUAGUAGGAGAGGAAGAUUCUCGAAAUUUACUUUUGCAGACAUUAACUGCAAAAGAGAGUGAGGAUAAGUUAUCUUCUACUACUAGUCAUAAUGAAGGUAUAAUGGAAGAUGAUGAAGAAGAGGAAAAAGAAGUAACUGACGACCAAUUGGAUACAAUUUAUGAAAAGGCUCAAGUAUUUGAUUCACAAAUAAAACCUGCAGAUCAACCAGCUACAAUGGCAAUUGAAUUGAAAGAAUAUCAGAAAAGAGCAUUAGCUUGGAUGAUAGCAAAAGAAUCAUAUGAUCUUGAUGACAAUGAUAUUGAUAUGAGAUCAAUGCAUCCAUUAUGGGAGGAAUAUAAUUUUCCAGGCGAUUUUGCUGAUGAGCAUAGAUUCUUUUAUUUUAAUCCAUAUAGUGGCGAAAUAAGUCUAGAGUUUCCUGAAGCAAAUAAACAAGAAAGAGGUGGCAUUUUAGCUGAUGAAAUGGGACUUGGUAAAACGAUAGAAAUAUUGAGUUUAAUUCAUACAAAUAGAUAUAGGCAUGACAAUUCUCAGAAACUAUCAACUAUGACUUUACGUAGUAAAAAGUCACCUACAACACUUAUCGUAUGUCCUAUGUCAUUAUUAGCACAAUGGCGUGAUGAAAUUCUACGUGCAUCUAAACCAAAGACAAUUACAGUCGAAUUAUUUUAUGGAGAUGAUCGUUCUAAUUAUACUUCUACUCAACGUCUUUGUCAUUGGGAUGGUACAGCACCCGAUAUCUUAAUUACAACUUAUGGUGUAUUAAUAUCAGAAUGGACAAAAUCAAAGGAAAACGCAAUUUAUAAUUCUCCUAUCUUUGGAAUUGAGUUCUGGCGUGUUGUAUUGGAUGAGGCACAUCAAAUUAAAAACAGACAAAGUAAAGCCUCUCAAGCUUGUCGUGAUGUGAAUGCAAUACGACGUUGGGCUGUUACAGGCACACCUAUUCAAAAUAAAUUGGAUGAUCUCUUUAGUCUUGUCCGAUUUCUUCGUCAUGAACCAUGGGCAAACCAUACCUUCUGGAACACGUUCAUCACCGUGCCUUUUGAAAAAAAAGAUACUCGAGCUUUAACUGCUGUGCAAACUGUAUUAGAACCUAUUGUCUUAAGAAGAACAAAAGCUAUGCGAGAUAGCCAUGGCGAACUCAUGGUUCCUUUACCUCCUAAAACUGUCCAUAUCGAAUAUUUAUCAUUUUCUCGAGAGGAACAAGAUAUCUAUGAUGCUAUCUAUAAUGAUUCACAAAUCAAAUUUUCCUAUUUCUGUGAAGCAGGAAAAUUAGGUAAAAAUUAUGCCUCCAUUUUUCAACUCUUGACGCGUUUAAGGCAAAUAUGCUGUCAUCCUUACCUUGCACUUCAAAGUAAAGAAGCAUUAAAGGAAGAAAUUAAGGCUUCUAAUGGAAAAGGUAUAAAGUUAGAAAAGUUGAUUGCAAGUAAAAGUUUAGAAGACUUUAGUCAAGGAACAGUUUCUUCAGAAGGUAGCAGUAGUUAUGGACUUAGUAUUUUGCAGAACAUGCUUGCUUUAGAGCAAUAUGGAUCGAGUCAUUAUUCUCAAAGUCAGAAAUCGAAUACUAGCAUGUCAAUAGAUGCACCUUUAACAGAAGAAAGAACUUUACCUAUUGAUAAUGAAUGUCCCAUUUGCUUUGAGACAUUAGAUACUAUGAUUGGUAUGCCGUGUAUGCAUUUUGCUUGUAGGCCAUGUGUUAUGGAUUACUUUCAGAAAAAAGAGAAUGAAGGAAUGCCAGGUGAAUGUCCUAUUUGUAGAUAUGGACCUAUUUCUCAAAGUGAAUUACUUGAAUUUGCCCAACAAAAGGUGUCAGAGGAUGAUCAACAAGAAAUCGAUAACAAGGAUGCUAAAUCAACAAAUGAUAAUCACCUUAUUACUUCUAAGAAGCCCACAACAAGCGGUAUAAAAUUUGAAAUUCAAAGAGUUGUAGGUGGCUUUAAACCAUCGACUAAGAUGAACGCAUUAACCAAACACUUGAAGCAAAACAUGAAGGAAAAUCAUAAAACCGUUGUAUUCUCACAAUUUACUGGUUUUCUUGAUUUAAUAGAAGAAGGGUUAAACUAUGAAUCAAUUCCAUUUACAAGAUUAGAUGGUACACAAGCACAAGCACAACGUGAGAAGGUCCUAAAGGAGUUCACAAAACCUGAUGGUAUUGAUGUUUUAUUAAUCAGUUUAAGAGCAGGUGGUGUUGGGUUAAAUUUAACCUGUGCAAAUCGUGUAAUUAUGAUGGAUCCUUGGUGGAAUUUUGCAAUUGAAUCACAAGCCAUUGAUCGAGUGCAUCGAUUAGGACAAUCCAAGGAUGUUGUAGUUACACGCUUUAUUAUGCGAGACACAGUGGAAGAAAGGAUUUUAGAAAUUCAAAAUAGAAAACAUGUACUUGUAAAUGAGUUAUAUAUGUCCAGAGAUGAAAACAAAAGUAGAAGACUCGAUGAUUUACAACUACUUUUCGGUAGAAAGUAA